GUACCUCCAUAUUUAUAUCCUCAUCUCCACAUGGGCAAAAACUCUAAAAAUUCCACACACAUCAUAAUUCUUUUACAAUUACCUCAGCCUAGAAGUUAUACAUUUGUCAGAAAUAUAUUACAAAAAACCAGAGCAUAGAAGCUUAGGGAGAAGCACUAAAAUAUACACAAGAAGUGCUCUAUUAGUAUUUCUUUAUUUUAUCUUUUUUUUUUUUUAAGUUGGAAAAAAUGCUGAGACUACAGUGAGCUGUUGUUGUUUGCUUAGAAUGGAGAUUAUGUACUGCUGUCUGAAUUUAGAAUUUGCAAAUUCUGAGAAGACUUUCUGCUGUUUGGAUCACAGAAGCAGACAGCAACAACUACUAAUGUAAACACACACACACACACACACACAAAAAAAGACAUCUUUUGUGUUAAGAGUUUAAGGAAGAAGAUUCAAGAAAACCCUCCAAGAAAACUAAAGAUGGCUGCUUUCUGCUGCAAUAUAUCUCCAAUCAUUGUCUUCUUCCUGUUUUUCAUCUCCUCCGUUUUCCCGGUUCGAUCGUCGGUGAAUUUCAACGACACCCAUCAGAAGUUCCGACCGGUCGACGAGUCGAAGAAGUUGAAGUUUAUCAAAGCCCAUCUCACCAAGAUCAAUAAGCCCCCUGUUAAGACAAUUCAGAGCCCAGAUGGCGAUAUCAUAGAUUGUGUGUUAUCUCAUCAACAACCAGCCUUUGAUCAUCCCCAACUAAUAGGACAAAAGCCACUGGAUCCACCAGACAGGCCAAACGGACAGUUACCAAGAACAAGAAUGUUCGAAGAGAAUUCACAAAUCUGGAGCAUGUCAAAUGAAUUCUGCCCACAAGGCACUGUUCCAAUUAGAAGAACAUCUGAAAAAGAUUUUCUCAGAGCAAGCAAUGUUAAAAGAUUCGGCAAGAAACUCCGAAACCCUAUUCGCAGAGAUUCUUCCACAAACGGCCACGAGCAUGCUGUUGGAUAUGUGAGUGGAGAUGAAUACUAUGGAGCAAAAGCAAGUAUUAAUGUGUGGGCACCUAGGGUUUCAAAUCAAUUUGAAUUCAGUUUAUCUCAAAUGUGGGUUAUAGCUGGUUCUUUUGGUGAUGAUCUCAACACCAUUGAAGCUGGUUGGCAGGUUAGCCCAGAGCUAUAUGGAGAUAAUUAUCCCAGAUUCUUCACAUACUGGACUAGUGAUGCAUAUCAAGCAACAGGCUGUUACAAUUUGCUGUGCUCAGGAUUUGUUCAGACAAACAAUAGAAUAGCAAUUGGUGCAGCAAUUUCUCCUACUUCUUCAUAUAAUGGUGGUCAAUUUGAUAUUAGCUUAUUAAUUUGGAAGGAUCCGAAGCACGGGAAUUGGUGGCUAGAAUUCGGAAACGGAAUCUUAGUUGGUUAUUGGCCAUCUUUUUUAUUUACACAUCUAAGGGAUCACGCGAGUAUGGUCCAAUUUGGGGGUGAAAUUGUUAAUAGCCAAAGUUCGGGGGGUCACACGCAAACACAAAUGGGGAGUGGGCAUUUUGCAGGAGAAGGGUUUGGAAAAGCAUCUUAUUUCAGAAAUCUCCAAGUUGUUGACUGGGAUAAUAGUUUAGUCCCUUUAUCGAAUCUUCGAGUUUUGGCGGACCAUCCGAAUUGUUACGAUAUACAAGGCGGGGUUAAUAAGGUUUGGGGAAAUUAUUUUUAUUAUGGAGGACCAGGGAAAAAUUCCAGGUGUCCUUGAAGAGAAUGGUAUAUUAUUUUUGUUUUUAAUUUUAUUUUUUUUAUUGGGUGAUUUUUAAUUUUUAGGUUAUUUUCUCUCAAGAUGGAAUAAUUCUUUGUAUUUUCCUAGUGAUCCUUUGAAAUUAUACCGCCUAAGGGUGUUGUAAAUUGGUAAAUUUGAAAUAGUGAAUAUACUGUGUUUUUUCCGACCGUU
This is a messenger RNA of Erythranthe guttata (spotted monkey flower), 1896 nucleotides long. RefSeq lists its product as hypothetical. NCBI's taxonomy places the organism in Eukaryota, Viridiplantae, Streptophyta, Magnoliopsida, Lamiales, Phrymaceae. The record is from RefSeq and is a predicted model, not a curated record.